Messenger RNA from Anneissia japonica, 2444 nucleotides. Its product is annotated as actin-related protein 6-like. Gene Ontology annotation, cellular component: Swr1 complex. Gene Ontology annotation, molecular function: nucleosome binding. The record is from RefSeq and is a predicted model, not a curated record. NCBI's taxonomy places the organism in Eukaryota, Metazoa, Echinodermata, Crinoidea, Comatulida, Comatulidae. The coding region runs from base 127 to 1308 and encodes 393 amino acids. The transcript is spliced from 9 exons.
UCUUUGGGAAGAGACUUUAUUCACACGGUCACACAGUGCAUGUAUGUUUUGUACAUGUGUUUCAUAAGUUAAUUUGAUUUUGAUGUUUAAAUUUGGCUUGGAAGUAUAUUUUUAUUCUCAUCGACAAUGUCUACACUAAUAUUAGAUAACGGUGCAUAUCUGGCAAAAAUUGGCCUAUCAAGUACUGAGAAACCGAAUUGCUUUCCAAAUUGUAUAAUGAAAGCGAAGAGUGAACGAAGAAAACAGUACAUCUGCAACCAAAUAGAUGAUUGUAAGGAUCUGUCAUCUCUGUUCUAUGUCUUACCCUUUCAGAAGGGAUACUUAGUAAACUGGGAUGUACAGCGGCAGGUUUGGGAUCAUGUCUUUGGGAAAGAUGUCAUGAAUCUUGAUUGUUCGGAAUCAACAAUCAUCAUCACAGAGCCCUACUUCAACUUCCUAGCCAUUCAAGAAGCUAUGAAUGAGAUAUUCUUUGAAGAGUAUAAAUUUGAUGCAAUUCUUAGGACAAAUGCUGGUUCACUGAGCGCAUACAAACGAAUUGAAGAUGAUAAAGCACAUAAGUGUUGUUUGGUUGUCGAUAGUGGGUUCUCGUUUACACAUAUAGCUCCUUAUCAUGGUAACAAGAAAAUUACCAAAGCAGUUAGAAGGAUCAGUGUUGGGGGUAAAUUAUUAACCAAUCAUCUAAAGGAAAUAAUUUCGUACCGUCAACUGCAUGUCAUGGAUGAAACAUAUGUGAUGAAUCAAGUGAAAGAAGAUGUGUCAUUUGUGUCCUUACAGUUCAACCAAGAUAUGCAAAUUGCAAAAUUAAAAGGUCUUGAGAAUACAAUUGUCAGAGAUUAUGUCCUACCAGAUUUUUCACAGAUAAAGCGAGGUUAUGUUAAAGACCCAUCAACUAAAACAAAGUCUCAUGAACAGAUUGUUAGAAUGAACAACGAGCGAUUCUCUGUACCUGAGGUACUCUUUCAUCCUUCGGAUGUCUCCAUUCAAGAAAUGGGGGUGCCAGAGGCCAUCAUCAACUCAAUAUCAGCCACACCUGAGGAAAUGCAUCCUCAUCUGUAUAACAACAUCAUCUUAACCGGUGGAAACUCACUUUUUCCAGGAUUCAGAGAACGAGUGGAGCGGGAUGUUAGAUCCAUGGCACCUCAGGAAUAUAACGUCAAUGUCUUCCUUCCAAAAAACCCUAUUGAAUAUGCAUGGCAUGGUGGAAAACUUCUCGGCCAAUCAGAUGAUAUCUUGUCUAAGAUGUGUGUGAGCAGGAAGGAAUACGAAGAGAAUGGGCAGUCAAUAUGCACAGAGAAAUUUGAUGUCUGAAUGCUGGACAGUUUGGUAUAAAGCAACAAAUAAGUGGAUGUGUAUCUUCAAGGUUGAAGGUGUGCUAUAGUUACUUCAGCUGAAACUCAUAAUGUGGUGCAGCAAAUAAAUUGUACCAAGGAAAAGUGCUAUACAAGUAACAAGGGACCUUAGGAUAUUUAUGGUCCAGUUCUUACAUGGUGACUAUUAAUUUAUUAACUGACAACUAAGUUAUAUACAGAGUUCUUUAACAUGCAUAUGAGCCAAGAAGUACACACAAGAAUUAUUUAAACUUCUUUUCCAAAAAGAUGGUGCUUAGUAUAUUAGACUUGCAUUUCAGUUGAAACAAAAGGAGAGUGGUGAUAAUUGAACCAAAGAAUCUCUACAGUUCAGCUGACAAAGUUAUGCUGCUCUCAGUACUGUUGCUUCUAGGCUAUGGAGCAUCCUAAAUGUACUUCAUUAAUUUAGUGGACCUCUCAAAUGAGAGCGGCUGGGCUUACCAUUAUCAAUAAUAGAUUGCGUCAGUAGACAGUUCAAAUUAUUCCAAUGCAUUCCUCUCCCACUCCUUGAGCUAAAAUAUUGAUAACUAUGGACAGUAUUGUUCAUUUUGUAAGAUUUUUUUAAAUAAUGAUAUAAAAUUCAGUGCAAAAAAAAAAUGACUACAAAGUGUUUUAUAUUUCAUGAAAAUUUUAUUUUCUCAUUUAAAUCAAAUUUGCCAAUUACAAUGUCAUGUGAUGCUUAGGUAGUGUCAUUUGUAGUUAAAGUCUUGGAAAUUACAAGAUGAUACCAGGACUCUGGAAUUAAAAGCCAAGCAUUUCCAUCACCAAGUUACAGUCUCUACCUGUUACAAUACUAUAACUCAGUUAAUAACAAAUGUUAUUAAAAAUUAAAUAAAAUGUGCCAAGACAGAUCACAUUAAAAAGUUUAAAUCUCUAACCACACUUCUGAAUAUUACAAAUAUACUUUACUAAAAUAUGACAUUCAAGCUUACUAAUAAAGUGCCAUGCAAACCGAGGGUGCUAUAUAAAACAUAACCACCAUUCUGUCUUGUAAAAUCCAAAAUAAAAUUACAAUCACUCAUAUCAAAUAUAUUAAAAUUUUAAAAAAGUCAUUUAAAUAAUUAAUCCAUGCAUUAUAUACAAUCAAUACAAAAAAAA